AUGGACGAUCAGUCGGCGGCGCGGAUCGCGAAGUCUCGCGGAAAGAACGACCCCUUUGCAAAGCGAGCAGACAUGGCCGCCCGAAACAAUAAGGAGCAGAAAGGCGAGGGCUCGGAUAGUGCUGGACAAAAGGGGGACUCGAGCCAGAAGAAAGACGAUGUCCAGCAGGAGAAGUAA
Molecule: messenger RNA, 177 nt
Organism: Annulohypoxylon truncatum
Lineage: Eukaryota; Fungi; Ascomycota; Sordariomycetes; Xylariales; Hypoxylaceae
Exons: 2
Coding region: 1-177 (58 amino acids)
Source: RefSeq, a predicted model, not a curated record